Molecule: messenger RNA, 648 nt
Organism: Amborella trichopoda
Lineage: Eukaryota; Viridiplantae; Streptophyta; Magnoliopsida; Amborellales; Amborellaceae
Source: RefSeq, a predicted model, not a curated record
AUGAAUAAAGAGGGGAGAGAUGGCGGUGAGGGAGAGUUGAGAUUGCAGAGCAUCAGUGCUAUUCCUGCACAGCUCUACUUGCACCAUGAACAAUAUGCCAUCCAUGACUUUUUGGCAGGAUUAAUGGAUCUAGAGGAGAGCAUAUCAGUGCUGCCCAUGAUUUGGACGCAUCUACCAAACAAAGCAAAAGCACAAGUGGGUGAGCAAAUUGGUGAAAUUCAUGUUGGAAUUGGAGAGUUCUUAGAUGCAGAAGGGAAGAACAUAAUGCAUUUGGCAGUGGAGCAUAGAGGAGAGAAAGUAUUCUUGUCGUUAAGAUCGGUGGGCACGCUUGUUUACAGUAUGGUCAUGGGCAUUGAUCGACUCGGCAACUCUUUCCUGCAUUUUGCUGGAAAGCUUGGGAAAUGUCAGCAAUCCAAAGCACUGGCGUGUCCACAACAUAUGCAGAGGGAGCUAUUCUGUUUCAAGGUUAAGUAUGCAUACCAUUUAAACGACAAAGACACACAUGACCAAACUGCACAAGAGUUGUUCACUGCAACACAUGGUCGCCUGGUGAAAGAAGGUGAGGUGUGGCUGAAAAAAGGUGCACAAUCAUGGGUGAUUGUAACCAUACUGAUUAUCGCCUGCCAGGUGAAAGAAAUAACGCCUUAA